Messenger RNA from Drosophila willistoni, 721 nucleotides. It is a transcript of the gene Nxt1, whose product is annotated as NTF2-related export protein. Gene Ontology annotation, biological process: protein import into nucleus. Bases 152 to 559 code for a protein of 135 amino acids. Gene Ontology annotation, cellular component: nuclear pore central transport channel. Lineage: Eukaryota; Metazoa; Arthropoda; Insecta; Diptera; Drosophilidae. The record is from RefSeq and is a predicted model, not a curated record. The transcript has a single exon.
CAAAUUUGGAUGUAUUUCGACAGCUGAUGCAAAAACGUGUGAAAUUUUUAACCGGCAUCGGCAUUUAACGAAAAUAAAACAAAAAUCCCACAAAAUACUAAUACAAAUACCAUAUAGUAACCAGUAGGUUGCAACCAUAAGAAGUAAAGAAAUGACGAACGAUUUGAAAUCCCGCGUGGAAGGCUGCGUACGCACAGCAGAGGAUUUUACACGCAUUUAUUAUGCCUCCUUCGAUUCACGACGCCAUCAGAUUGGACGACUUUAUAUAGACACCGCCAUCUUCAGUUAUAAUGGUAACGGAGCAACUGGACGCGAAAUGAUCGAGCGUUACUUUUUGGAAUUGCCCACAUCCAACCAUCAGUUGACCACCCUGGACGCCCAACCGAUUCUUGAUGCAGCUGUGGCAAAUCAAAUGACCUAUCUAAUCCUAGCCAGUGGCACUGUCAAAUAUGCCUCACAACCGAUUAAAAAUUUUCAACAAUCGUUUGUUAUAACGGCACAAAAUGACAAGUGGAAAAUUGCCUCCGAUUGCUACCGCUUGCAGGAGGUGUUACUGUGAGGCAGUUCCAAUCACCACCAAAUCCAUAUUUUAGGCUUUAACUUUAAUCCCAAGCUGAUAGUUAUAAUAAAUAUCGCCAUAAAUAUACCUUGGCAGCAGCAAAUUGUGUCUAUUACAUUUGGUAUUUGUAAAUAAAUAUGAUAAUCCCUUGAAGAAAACAGA